Molecule: messenger RNA, 2821 nt
Organism: Dermochelys coriacea (leatherback sea turtle)
Lineage: Eukaryota; Metazoa; Chordata; Testudines; Dermochelyidae
Gene: UPF3A
Product: UPF3A regulator of nonsense mediated mRNA decay
Exons: 10
Coding region: 21-1484 (487 amino acids)
Biological process (GO): positive regulation of translation; nuclear-transcribed mRNA catabolic process, nonsense-mediated decay
Cellular component (GO): cytoplasm; nucleolus
Molecular function (GO): telomeric repeat DNA binding
Source: RefSeq, a predicted model, not a curated record
GCGGCGGCGGCGGCGGUUGCAUGAGGUCGGAGCGGGAGGCCGGGCCGGGGCUGGCGCGCGGGGGCGGCGGGGAGAAGCGGCCCAUGGAGACCCUGCUCCGGCGGGAGUCACCGCGCCGGGAGCCCGAGACCCCCCCGCCGCCCCCGGGGCCGCCCCCGCCGCCUCACCCGGCGCUGGGCAGGCAGCGGGAGGAGAAGAGAGCGGCGCUGAGCAAGAUAGUUAUUCGCCGGCUUCCUCCUAGUCUAACCAAGGAGCAACUGGAAGAGCAGCUACAUCCGCUACCUGCCCAUGAUUAUUUUGAAUUUUGCACUGCUGAUCCCAGUCUUUAUCCUCAUCUCUACUCAAGAGCAUACAUUAAUUUUAGAAAUCCUGAUGACAUCCUUCUUUUUAGAGAUCGCUUUGAUGGCUAUGUCUUCAUUGAUAAUAAAGGUUUGGAAUAUCCUGCUGUGGUAGAAUUUGCUCCAUUCCAAAAGAUUUCAAAAAAGAAGCUAAAGAAAAAAGAUGCAAAAGCUGGGAGCAUUGAGGAUGAUCCAGAAUAUAGGAAAUUUUUAGAAAGUUACUGUGCUGAUGAAGAGAAAAUCUGUGCUAAUCCUGAGACUCUGUUGGGAGAGAUUGAGGCAAAAACAAGGGAACUUAUUGCUAGAAGAACAACACCUCUUUUGGAAUAUAUUAAAAAUAGAAAAUUAGAAAAGCAGAGGAUACGUGAAGAAAAAAGGGAAGAACGAAGGAGGAGAGAAUUAGAAAAGAAACGUCUGCGAGAGGAAGAGAAAAGAAAGCGCAGAGAAGAAGAAAGACGUAAAAGAAAAGAAGCAGAGAAGCAAAAGAAAAUUGCUGAAAAAGAAAUAAGGAUCAAGCUUCUUAAAAAGCCUGAAAAGGGAGAUGACCUGGCCAGUGAAACGAAUAAGGAAAAAGGAGAAGAAGCUGAUAUUGAAGAAAGCAAAUGGGAAAAAUCACCUGGAUCCGGGAGUAUAAAAUCCAAGCCAUUGGAGGGCUCACCAAAGGAACUUAAGGAAAAGUCACAGAAUGAUAGUGAUAAAGAGCAAAUGGAUUUGGAGAGAAGAUUUCGAGAAAAAGACCUUGAAAGACCAAGAUAUCGGUUGGAUGAUGGCAGAAAGCAUAGAGCUCACUAUGAAUUUGACAAGUUUGUGAGAAGGAAUGAAGAAGAGCUGAAAUGGGGGAAAGGAUACAGCCAAGACAGAGGGAAGAAAGGGAACCACAACUACAGCUUCACUGUGGAGGCCGUAGACAAACUGGGUAAAGAGGACAAGUGUGAUGACAUGGCAUCCAAAAAGGAGCGCAUAAGAAAUAAGGAUCGUCCAGCCAUGCAGUUAUACCAGCCAGGAGCUCGCAUUCGAACACAUACGGGAUCUACAAGUAAGAUCUAUGACUGCAGUGGGAAGUCCUCUGAAGAUGCCUGCGAUAGAAAGUAUGAGGUAGAUAAUUCAACUGGAGGUGGUUCUGAGAAGAGUGAAGAGGCAGAAUGAAACAUCAGGGGUAGAAAACUUGUGAAAAAAAUGAAUUUAAGAUUUAAUUUCUGCACAAAAUAUAUUAGGCCACUUCAGAAUUCCACAGAUUGGACCAACAAAAUUAUAAUACAUCUGCCUCUUUCUUUCUUUCUUUCUUUCUUUAAAAUGAAGAAAAUGGUGAUCGGAGGCAGAUAAAAUAUCGCAUAAAGGAAAUUCAGUUGCUUUUUUACAAAAAAUAGAAGCAAGCACUGUUUGACUAGUUUAGUAGUGGUUCAGUAUUUUCGUAAAUUUACCUUUUAGCUAGAAAACCUCUAUUAGUUUUAAGCUAGUAUUUAUAUAAAACUUGUCAGAAAAUAUUUCACUUAGUCUAGCCUGUUAAAUUGAUAGAAAUAAAGAAAUGUGUAUUUUCAUCAGUUUGAUAUAUCGGGCACUUUAAAUGUGUUUUGUGAAUGGCAUUAACUACAUAGGACCCAAUCCUGCAAACACCAUUAGGCAUAAUGCUUACUACAGAGAGUAGUACUAUUGAAGUCAAAGGGACUACACCCAGCAAAAGCACUGUUGCCAGUAGUGUUUACAGGAUCAGGCCCAUAGUUUGCAAAUGUUCAUUGUUAUCCAUACCUCAUUGUGUUUACAUUGUUUUUCAAUUAAUUAUAGUGUCAGGUAAGUGUGAGUAAAAGCUACUAUAUGUUAUAAAAUUGGUUAUUCUCUUAACCACUUUUGCCUUUUAUGUUCUAAUAUAUUCCUGUGUUUAAAACAGAAAAAGCUAAUGCAAACCUCAGCACUUAAAUACUGUAUCUGGUUUAACUAAAAUUGCGGUUUUUGUUUGUUUGUUUGUUUGUUUGUUUUUGUUUUGGUACUGACUUUUAAAAAAGUGAUUGUACAGUUUGUACAUGUACAGAUUGUACAUGACUUUUUAUAUGUUAAAUGUUUCACAUAGGUUGCAUUUGCAGGAUUUGGAACAUGUAUGAUAUAUAUGUUAUAAAAUAUAAUUUGUUUGAAAAAAAAAUACACACACAGUAGCUCCAGCAUUUCAUUUUGGAGACCUAGACCAAAUUCCACCCUCUGAUGCAUGCUUAUGGCUCCCAAUGUCUUCAGAGACAGCUACAUGUCCAUCCAAGGGCAAAAUAUGGCUCUUUAAUAGUUGUCUUUUACGACUGAUGCACUUUUCAGUUAUCUGAAACUAAGAUCUGUUUUGUCAGUGAAGUUAAAUAUUAAGAUGUUUGUUUAUUUUUGACAUUCUACUUUGAACAGUUUGUUAUUAAGUGUAACAUCUGAUUGUUCUAAACUCAAAAAAAAUUCAUUGUAUUUUCCCAGACAUUAAACAUUAAAUAUAAUAAAAAGUAAAAACAUUUUGA